AUGUCUAAGAAAAAAAAGAACAGUAAAAAUAAAAAUAUUAACAAAUACUUCAACCCUAAAAUCGUUACUGCUAUAUUGUUGUGUUCAUGUUAUUUUCUAUAUAACACGUUUGGUAGUGUAUAUAUCAUAAUAGUUUUGAUAGCCAUCAUUUUUUUAAAUUUAGAUAAUAAUAAUGACAGCUCUAUAAGCGCCUAUUCCAUAUUUAAUAAGGGGAAAAGAUAUUUAAUAGGAGAUUUGAGGAUGAAUCAAAUUGAAAAUGAAUUAAGAAAUACAAAAUAUAAAAAUAAUGACAGUGAAGAUAAUUUUUUAAGAUACGAUGAUAUUGAUAAAAAUAAAUUUUAUAUUAAAGGAUCAUCAAAAUAUAAUAAUAAACUAUGUACUUGUGGGUCUAAAAAAAAGUUUAAAAAAUGUUGUGGUAUCAUUAAAAAUAGUUCAUCUGAUUUUUAA
Messenger RNA from Plasmodium falciparum 3D7, 447 nucleotides. RefSeq names its product putative SAYSvFN domain-containing protein. The record is from RefSeq and is a predicted model, not a curated record. NCBI's taxonomy places the organism in Eukaryota, Apicomplexa, Aconoidasida, Haemosporida, Plasmodiidae.